UACAAGCGUUUCUGAUUCCAAAGCAUUGACAUUGGAUGCAUGUAUAUAUUAUACCAUCUUUAGAGGAUAAUGAAGGCAUUCCUGUAGUGCACUGAUGGAAUGUCCAGGCUUCCCAAUGGAUAGACGGGCUGUGUUGUGGCUGCUGGCAGCUUUCCUCCAGGUGGUCAGUCUCUCGUUUGCUGAGGGGUUCAGGUCUGAGGUUGCUGUUGUGGAGGUUGUGUUUGGCCAGUUCCCCUACGGUCAGGAUCCAGACAGCUACAUCAUCUCCUACAGGACUGCACGCAAUUUCACGGUGUGGCUAGAUCCUAUUGGCCGCUCUGAGUGUUCUACAGACUGCAGACUGCUGCUGUGGUUGGCUGAGGAGCCAGGUGGAAUUGACAUGACACUGAGUGCCAUUCUAAAAAACAUCACGCUGGAGGCCAAGACCUUUCACAUCGCUUCUAUCCACAACUCUUCUCUCAGUGUGGAGGUGACAACCAGCAGCAUGCUCUUGACCGUCAACCUCCUGAAUGGACAGACGCUCACUGCCCUCAGUCUACACAACACACUCACCAAACACACGCACACUCAAUACACACAAAGUGAACAAACACACCCUUCCUCGUACACGGUCGGAGAUCUGCAGCCUGGAGCCCUCUACAGAGUCACAGCAGAGCUGACCGAAGCCCUAACACACCUCCGCAUCAGCCUCAUACAGAGAAUACACACUGCUGUGAAGACAGCCCAGUGUCCUAUUGGUUGGCUGGCAAGCAAAAGGAGUUGUUACAGUGUAAGUAGGCGGAGCCUGUCGUGGGGCAACGCCCAUCAAACCUGUAUGGGCUUGGCUUCGGGAAGCCAUCUGGUUGACAUUAAAACUGAGACAGACCUUGUCCUCUCCUCUCACCUGACCACCCAUAACUACCUCCUGCUCUGGACUGCUCUUAACGACAGACAGGAUGAAGGGCAGCCUGUGUGGUCUGAUGGCUCUCCCUACAACCUGACUAGCGUUUUGAUGUCAUCCCUGCUGCCAGCCAAUGAUUCAGACUGUUUUGCCCUACAGAAGAAUGCUACUGGAGAAGGCUACUUCCUGACUGCAUUCAUGUGUCACAUUCCUUUACCCUUUAUUUGUCACUGGGAAAUCCCACUACACCCUCCCUUGUUCACCUUUGACCUGGCAGAGGUAACAGAGAGAGAAGCAGUGCUCAUCUGGAAUGACCUCACAUUCCUAAACUCCUCCCACCCCACCCCCCAGCUCUGUGUCCAAUACCAAGAAGAGGAAAGGGAGGAGGAAGCAGAGGAGGAGAGGGGGAGGGCUGGUUGUUUCCCAGUGUCUCUACGGUCCAGGAGGCUGAAGGUGCCAGAUCUGUCCCCAGGAAAGGUUUACUCCAUUUUCCUCAGAGCCUCUCACGUCAAUGGGGCUGCCUGGAGCCUGGGAAGCACUCACAUGGCUCACACAUUGCCCCUUCCUCCCCGGAACGUCACUAUUAGCAAGGUGACGGACAGUCAUAUCUCAGUAAGCUGGAUGGCCCCAGACUCCAAGCAUGCCAUCAGGUGGAGCUUCCUUGUUCGCUGGGGGCGUGUAGCUUCCGGCCAGGAGAGGAGAAUAAACGUGUCCAGCAGCACCAGGACAACUGUGAUUACAGGACUGGAGGGGUUUAGGAAGUACAGGGUCAGUGUUGAUUCUGUCACAGACUUUGGUGUGGAGAGCUGUGGAGGGGAGGAACUGACAGUACUCACCGCGGUGAGCCCUCCAAGUGAUGUGUAUGUAUCUAGCAGAGGUAAGAAUUGGACAGUUUGCUGGUCGGCCCCAACAGGUGAACGGCCUGAUAGGUACAACGUCAGGCUAAGCCCUCUCAAGCAGGGCCGCCAUAGGGAACUGUGGGUACAUGGCUCCAGAUGUGUGGUUCUGGGCAUGUUGGAUCCAGGGCAGACCUAUGAGGUGUGCGUGGCUUCAGUGAGAGGACAGAACAAUAGCCAAGAGAUGUGCAGUACCAACACCACAGAUCCUUGGCCAGUGCAGGUAGCUGUGCCUGUUUCUGUGGGAAGCACUUGUGUGAUUCUGCAUGUCCAGAGACCUGUGCUGGGUGUGUGUGAUGGCGUGAGGGUGUGUGCGUGUAAGGGAGUGUGUGAGGGCAUAUGUGUGUGUAAGGGAGUGUGUGAGUGGUCCCCACUCCUUCCCGGUCAGAACACAGUGGUGGUCAGCAGACUGGUUCCAGGGGAGGAGUAUCACUUCAGCGUCUACAGCACCAGCCAACAGAGAGCCGGACCGCCCUACAACACACACACAGUCAGGACCCGCCUUGUGUCUCCCAGCAAUGUGAAAGCGGGAGAGGUAACAGAAUCUUCAAUAGAAGUGUUGUGGAGUCCCGCCCAUGGACAUGGACACAACUAUGAAGUAAUCUGUCUCAACUGUCAUCACACACUAAUGGUCCAGAAGGUGUCGGUUCCCAGGACAGUGUUCUCUGGGUUGAUACCAGGCAGUCUGUACCGCUUCUCUCUGAGGACAGAGAAAGAGUCUUUCACAGACAGUUCCCCUGUUACAGUCAACAUCACCACAGCUCCCAGUCCAGUGAAGGUGUCUGUUCUCAAUAAAACCACCACAUCUGUGACAGUCGGCUGGAGAAAGGUUAGGGGCGUUGCAAAAGGCUUCAUUCUUUCAAUCACGAACCAAACCUCCAGUCAGCAGCUGAAUCUCUCAGUCCAAGAGCCGUGGUCCUACAGGUUUGAGGACCUAUCUCCAGGAGGCUAUUACACAGUUGAUGUUAUCAGCAGCAAUGGAGAGAGGAGGAGUACACCUACUUCUAUACGCAUCAACACCAUCCCGGGAGCACCACAGGAAGUGUUGCAGUUGGAAGAGGAUUGGACCUCAUCUGUGUUUGUCAGCUGGGGAGCCCCAGUAGGGGGCGUGGAGGGGUACAAGCUACUGUUGUGUCAGUCAGGGGAGAAGUUGUCGUGUCGUGCAAUGUUGCUCCAGACCAACAGCGUCCAGGUUGGAGGCCUAACACCAGGAUCAGAUUAUAACAUCACCAUCCUGAGCCUGUUGGGAUCAGACUCCAGCCAGCCUGUCACUACACCGUUCUCCACACGUCCGGCUCGUGUGUGUUCCCUCUUUUUGCUCCACGUUAACUCUUCCUGUGCUGUGUUGAGGUGGGAUGCUGCCAUUGGUCAGUUUGACUUCCACAGGGUAACUGUAGAAAAUGGCUCUCACACACAAAUGCUCGAAGUUUCCAGUGAGAUGCAGGUUGCUACGGUAACAGGACUGAAGGACGGCUGUAACUACAAUAUGAGUGUGAAGCGUAUCCGACGAGGAAUGGCAGGGACCGCAGCCUCCUUGACCAUAACCACAGUGCCACGCCGUGUGCGGGGCUUGUGUGUGGUGAGUGUGUCUGCCCAGAAGUUGUCUCUUCGUUGGGAACAGUCAGAGGGGUGCGUGGAGCGGUACCUCAUCAGCCUGCUUCCCAACCAAGGAACUGUCUCUGUCUACCACACAAAUGAUGGACAUGUACAGGCAGAUGUAUCCAGUCUGAGUCCUCGAACCACGUUUACGGUCAUGGUGACCGCCGCCUCCUCGUCCAACCUCAGCCCACCGGUCAGCCGCAUAAUCACCACCAUGGAGACCGCCCCAACAUCCGCCCCAAACAAUCUAGAGGGUGAGAGAGUAGGCUCCAAUGGGAUCCUUCUGUCCUGGGUCAUGCCCCAUGACUCCCACGUCCACGGUUAUGUGAUCAGGUACAAAGAGAUGUGUCCUUAUCCAGACACCACCUUCAAAGAGGCUCCGAAACCCCUACCUGACACUGAGACCCUCCUGAACCUGUUUUUACCAGGUUCUACCUAUAACAUCCAGCCCUGUCCAGUGUUGAAAUGUGCUGUCAUGGAAACAAUGGUGGCAGCAGAAAACUCUGCUGGUGUUGGACCUUUUAGCAAGUCUCUUUACAUCAAAACCAAUGAGGCUCCCCCCGGCCUGGUGACUAACCUGACAGCGUUUGCUCAGAACCACACGUUUGUCGUGGUCACCUGGUUCUUACCGCUCCGCAUCAACGGUCUGAUCACCAAGUUUGCCGUCAAAGCCAAACACGCUCGUACCGGUCAGACCGUUCGCAUGCUGGAGGUGGAUGCUGAGGAAAUCAUGACCGGAGCACUACCACACUGUAACGAUGCAGCAGAUAUCUUGUCUCGUGGGACUCCCAGUCCGUCGGAGGUGACUGCCUCCUCUCCUCCUAUCACCCUGUCAGCUGUCCCGCCUGCUGCUACCUGGGCUGUACCAAUAUCCGUAGGGGUGGACCAGCUGCGGCCCUACACUGCAUACGUCUUUGAAGUGUCCGCUUUUACCUCCGAAGGGGAGGGACAGGUGGCCUCUACCAUGGUUCGCAUGCCUGAGUCAGCCCCAGAAGACCCUCCUCACAACCUGUCCGUAUGGAAUGUGACGUCAACCUCAUUUGCUGUCUCUUGGGACCCUCCAACCAUAAUUACUGGACGCUUCAGCUACGUCAUCUAUCUAUAUGGCCCUAUAGGGGUUCUCUAUGAGAACAGCACUGCUGACCUACACUUUAUGUACUCCGGUCUGACUCCAUACACAACCUACAGAGUGGUGGUUCAGGCGAGAUCUGCUGGCCUGCUGGGUCCGGAGGCCCUUAUCACUCUACUGACCCCCGCGGAGGCUCCCAGUGCUGUGCAGGCUCUACAGGCAGUGGCAGUAAACUCAGUGUCUGUGCGUGUGACUUGGAGAAGUCCUGCCCAGCCCAAUGGUCCGAUUACACAUUACAGAAUCCUGGUUCUGUCUGACAACACACUGCUGCAGGACAUCACCCUGAUCGGAUCUCAGGAUCUAAAUCACACUGAUAGCCUUGGUGACAGAACUCCUACUCCAGGUAUCCCUGCUGAAUCACUGCGGCGUAAGAGAUCAGCUGACCUCAGCCUGACCAAUUACCCGCGUUCAUUCACAGUCACCCUCCCCGACCACUCAGUCUUCACCAGCAGAAUGGCGAUCACCUCAACCGGCCGCACGCAGAGGACCCCUGCCCUCUCCUUGACCUCCUCACCCCUGCCUACUGCAGUCCCCUGGCUCACCGCUCACUCACAGCCUGAUCAGCUCACCUCCGGCCAGCCACGCUUUUCCACACGCUCUGCAGCCUCCAGCACCCCGAGAGGAGUGGAUAUGAGGAAGGAGGUGAUAGACAUGCAGUCUGAGUGGCUGUCUUACCUGGUCUCUGGUCUCAGUCCCUUCACUGAAUACACGUUCAUCGUUACCGCAGCAACCCCAGUUGGAGAGGGACCUGCCACACAUGUUGCUGAGAAGACCAACGAGGAAGUUCCUAGCUCGGUGGUGGGCGUGUCCUAUCAGAAUGUAAGCUCCACUUCAAUCCUGGUCACUUGGUCUCCGCCCCUAAACCCCAAUGGACGAAUCACACACUACGCCGUCUACGGACUCAACUUGCACAGCAACCAGGCUUUUCAGAGACAUACGCUGGAGACAAGCAUACUGCUCACAGGGCUGGAGAAGUAUACAGGUUAUAAACUGCGAGUUGCUGCAUCUACAGUGGUUGGUGAGGGCUCUCUGUCUAAUCUGGACGAUAUCUUUGUUGUCACUCCUGAGGACGAACCGGAUUCCCCACCCAUAGGGUUAACAUUGGUGGACACCUCUCCAUCCACCAGCACCCUGUCCUGGUCGCCUCCAGAGAGAGCCAAUGGGGUGAUCCAGCAGUAUGAGGUCCUGUAUGAGAACCAGUCGUAUGUGGCGUUGUUGAACACCACUGUCCCAAGAGUGACUUUGACAGGGCUUAUGCCCUACUCCUACUACAAUGUCUCUGUCAGAGCAUACACACGCCUUGGACAUGGGAACCAGAUUUCAGAAACACUCACUAUGCUGUCUGGGGAAGAUGUCCCGGGCAGUCCUCCAUACAGCCUGUCCUACAUGUCCGUCAGUCCCAGUGAGGUGAACGUGACCUGGCAGCCCCCCCUGGUGCCCAACGGAGUCAUCACACACUACAGCCUUGAGCUGCGAAACUCCACCCACUUCCUCAACCUGACCACGCCCGUGGCCCACUCCCAGAUCACACAUCUGAGGAAGUUUGCACAGUACACUGUGGUGGUGAAGUCACACACUCGUAUGGGGCCCGGAAACCACAGCAGCGACCCACUGAACAUCACCACACUGGAGGAUGUGCCCAGUGAUCCGGUCCACAAUCUCAGUGCUCAGAUCUUCAGUUCUACGGCCAUCAUAGUGAGUUGGGACCCUCCUAUGGAACCCAACGGGCGUCCAUUCUACCUGCUCACCCUACAGGAGGCUGAGGUCCCCCUCCCUCCCAACACCCCCACCCUCCCCAGCCCUAACAACAACCCCCUGGGACCCCAAGCUGUCAACAGAACCAUUACCAAGACAACCAACGACAACGUCUUCCUGUUCACCAAACUCAGGAAGUACUAUCCCUACAUCUUCACUGUAACCCCAGCAACGAGCGCCGGCCCCGCCCACAACCAUUCCAGUCAGCUGCACGUGAGGACAGAUGAUGAUAUCCCCAGUUCAGCUCCAGUGCUGGUGUCCAGUAGGAACCUGUCAUCCUGCUCGGUGUCUCUGGCUUGGCAGCGCCCCACGGAGGCCAACGGAGAGAUAACUGAGUACUCCCUCACCCUGUUUGGCCCUGGAGGCUCAAACACCACCCACACACCCAACACCAGCCUCACAUUCACAGACCUCCUGCCCUACACAGCCUACAACCUCUCCAUCACCGCCUCCACCCGCAAGGGGUCCGGACCCCCGUUACUAGUGAUGCUGCAUACAGACGAAGCAGGGCCCAUGUCUCCUCCCCGUAACCUGUCUCUGUAUAACCACACGGCGUUCUCUGUGUGGCUGACCUGGGAACCCUCACUAGAACCCAAUGGUGUCGUCACACACUAUGGCUUCAGAAUCCUGGAGAUCAACGCAAACACGCUCUCGUACCAGAACUCUACAGGUCCCUGGACUGAAGGACUGCUGACUGGAUUCAGGCCUUACAGCUCCUAUGAGAUCAGUGUGUGUAGCUACACCAGAGUAGGACAUGGAGACCAGUACAGCACUCCUGUGUCCUUCACAACCAACGAGUCAGUGUCUGAGGUGGUGGGUAACCUUUCCUGCUCUGGUCUAAGCUGGGAUUCUGUGCUUCUACAAUGGGAGCCUCCAGCCAACCCCAACGGACUCAUCAUGUACUACCAGGUCCAGGUGGACUCCCAGUCAUACACACAGCAGGCUGACGUCCACCAGUACACUGUCAGUGGGCUGGCGCCGGACUCACAAUACACACUCACUGUGAUGGCUGUCAACUCUGCCGGCCCAGGAGACCAGGUCAACUGUACUGCCUACACACACGCUGAGUCAGUUCCUGGUGUUCCUCGUUUCCUGAGUGUGUCAGAAGCCACACCCACCAGUGUGACACUCCAUUGGGCUCCUCCCCUCUCUGUUUUGGGCAAGCUCACCGAAUAUCGCAUUACCGUGCAGCGGCUAACACUCGACUGCCAAUCGGACCCACCCCUAACUGGAACCCCACCCCUCGCUGAGACCACACCUGUCCCAGAGCCGCCCUCUCCACUGGAUCCAGGCUGUGUGGACCAGGAGGUUCUGGUUCCAGUGAAUGGCUCCGAUGGUGGAGAGAAUAACAGAAGCAUCACCCUCCAGUCUCUGGCCAAGUACCGCUUCUACCGCUUCAGAAUCGCAGCCUUUACUAAUGCUGGACCGGGAGAACACACACCGUGGAUAUACGCGCGCACACUUGUCGGAGACCCUGAUGGCCCCCCUAACAACCUGUCAGUGACCAUGUCCUCCAACAGCAUCCGUAUCCGUUGGCAACUCCCCAGUGUGAUCACAGGCCCUACUUCCUACCUGGUAGACGUCAUCUCUUUUGAAAGCGGCAGGUUCAACCAGACUGUAGUGCGAGGCCCGGAGGAGCUGAGGACUGUGGUUGUGUCCAACCUGACGGCGUUCACCCUGUACUCCGUCACCGUGACCGCCUUCACCGGGCCCCUGGAGAACGCACGGCGGGAUGGACGGCCAAGUGAGCCCAGUGUUAUCAGAACCCUGGAGGAAGAGCCCAGGGAUCCCCCGACGAAAGUGACCCUGCAACUCGUCCCAGAGAACGUGACCAGUGUGUUUGUGACCUUUCACCCCCCGGAGCAGCCCAAUGGGAACAUCAGUUCCUACACUGCGCUGGUCUACUGCCAGGGCCAGUUGAUGAUGACCAUCAACCAACUCACUGUGGUCCAGAACAAGAACCAAACCCUGACCGCAGUCAUUAACGGGCUGAAGGGUGGAAACAACUACAGCAUACGGAUUGCAGCUGUAAAUGGAGCCGGGUUGAGCCCUGCCAGCUCAGAGGUCCGGAUCACUACAGGGAUAAAAGCUCCUCCCAAGCCCUCUUUAAAACCCAAGGCACUGCUGGACCGAGUAGGAGCUGCAGUCGUAACGUCCAGAAGCAUCACUGUCCACAUGCCAGCCUGUUUUUAUAGUGAUGACAACGGACCAAUCAGAAGCAUCCAGGUCAUUGUGUCCGAAUCUGGGGUGAUGGACAGCAGGAACCUGACCAACUGGAAGACAGCCUUCCUCUCUCGUCCUGCUCCCUACCUCACUGACAGCGGGUUCAGAAACCCGCCCUGUGUAAAGCACCGCCGGACCAGGGACACAAACACCCGUACCCACAAACAAGAGGGUGGACACGCCGACACACACACGCAGGCACCCACGAUGAGCACCAGCGGCGUGAGGCAGCCCACAGAGUCAGGAGACAGACCCCAGGUCCAGCUGGAUGAUUACUAUGUCAUUGGAGCCAUGGACCACUGUCUGACCGCAGAGUACAGUAACACACUUUGUAACGGCCCCCUCAAACCAAACACUGCCUACGUGUUUAAGUUUCGAGCCACCAACAGCAUUGGCCAGUACACAGACUCUGACUACUCUGAACAUGUCAGAACUGCAGUGAAUGGGCUGUUGACCAGGGAUGAACAGAUCAUUCUGGGAGUGCUCAUCUCCUUCUUCCUGGCUGUGCUGCUCAUCAUCAUCAUCUACGCCUCUGUCAGGAUCCGUCAGCGGCAGAAGGAGGGCGGGACCUACUCUCCCCGGGAGGCGGAGAUUAUAGAGACCAAGUUUAAACUGGAUCAGCUGAUUGCUGUGGCUGACCUGGAGCUAAAGGAAGAGAAGCUAAACCGGUAUUCCUCCUUCUUCUUUAGACGGAAGGAGAUAUUUGUCAUCCAACUUCUCAGCUACAGAAAGUCUCUCAAACCGAUCAGUAAGAAGUCUUUCCUGCAGCAUGUUGAGGAUCUGUGUGCCAAUGAGAACACCAAGUUUCAGGAAGAGUUUGCGGAGCUGCCAAAACUGCUACAGGACCUGGCUACUUCAGAUGCUGACCUUCCCUGGAACAGAUCCAAGAACCGCUUUACUAACAUCAAACCCUACAACAACAGCCGCGUCAAGCUUCUGUCUGAACCUGGCAUGCCAGGAUCUGACUACAUCAACGCAAGCUUCAUCUCAGGCUAUCUGUGUCCCAGUGAGUUUAUCGCCACCCAGGGUCCUCUCCCCGGGACUGUGGCUGACUUCUGGAGGAUGAUCUGGGAGACUCGCACACGAACUAUCGCCAUGCUCACACAGUGCUAUGAGAAAGGAAGGAUCCGGUGUCACCAGUACUGGCCAGAAGACACCAAGCCAGUGACAGUGUUUGGGGACAUCAUCAUCACCAAGCUGACUGAGGACAUCUACCCUGACUGGACAGUCAGAGCUCUCAAAGUGGAGAGGCAUGGAGACUACAUGGUGGUCCACCACUUUAACUACACCUCGUGGCCGGAGCACGGCGUGCCUGAGUCCAGCGCCACCCUUAUUCAGUUUGUCAGAGCCGUCCGGGCUAACAGGCAUGACAACACCACCAUAGUGGUUCACUGCAGUGCCGGCGUGGGCCGGACGGGCGUGUACAUCGCGUUGGACCACCUGAUCCAGCACAUCAGUGACCACGACUUUGUGGACAUCUACGGCCUCGUGGCUGAGCUCCGCAGCGAGAGGAUGUGCAUGGUUCAGAACCUGGCCCAGUAUAUGUUCCUACACCAGAGCACUCUUGACCUGCUCAGCAGUAAAGGAAACAGCCAGUCCACCUGGUUUGUCAACUACUCUGCUCUGCAAAAGAUGGACUCACUGGACGCUAUGGAGGGUGAUGUUGAGCUGGAAUGGGAAGAAACCACAAUGUAAUGCCAGUUCUCGGUAUAUAAAGACACACCUAUCCCUGGGUCAUGUGGCCAAACCCUGGGCACAGACGCUGCUUGUCAGAUGGACUGCUCCCCCAGAGACGAGGAGAUAGAUUAGGAGAAAGGAGAGUGAAAGGAGAAAGACUGUUGUAGUCCAGAGUAAAGCCUUUUUUCCAAGGGAACAAAAGUUGGCCUUUUCUGGCAAAGGGUCAAAAUCCCCAACCAGAAACGGGGUUGGUUACAUUGGCUUGUGUCUACAUUUUAUAAGUCCACAAGUAGAAAGGUAGUUUGCACCAGUCAUCUUUCAGUGUAUUUUAUUGGAUUCUUGUAAUGAUUUUUGUACAUUAACUUAUUCUGCCAAAUGGUGUUGUGUCACUUUGUUCAUUUUUGGUCCCUGUGUUACUAUAUUAUGAGUUAUGUUUGUCAGGGUCAUUACAAGGUUUAGGCUAUAAUCGUCACUAUUUAGGGGUGUUCUUGAUGUAUUGUUUCUUGAGAGUUCCACAUCUGUGUUUUAGACAUCAAGUAAAAUAACCAACUGUACUACUCACCUGUGUGUCACUGUGUGAAUCAAAUUGACUUCAGCUGAAAGGUAUUUUAUGUAAGAAAUUGUUUUCCCCUAAACGUAACCCAUAAUCCAAAAAUUAUAUUUCACCUAGUUGGUCCAUGUCAAAAAACAUUACAGUGCACAUGCUUUCAAAUCAACCUGGAUCAAACAGACAUACCCACUCAUAUAU
This is a messenger RNA of Esox lucius (northern pike), 10907 nucleotides long. RefSeq names its product protein tyrosine phosphatase receptor type Q (gene ptprq). The record is from RefSeq and is a predicted model, not a curated record. Gene Ontology annotation, molecular function: protein tyrosine phosphatase activity; protein binding. Gene Ontology annotation, biological process: protein dephosphorylation. The coding region runs from base 95 to 10177 and encodes 3360 amino acids. Lineage: Eukaryota; Metazoa; Chordata; Actinopteri; Esociformes; Esocidae. The transcript has 61 exons.